This is a messenger RNA of Mercenaria mercenaria, 4681 nucleotides long. Its product is annotated as toll-like receptor 4. Bases 164 to 2908 code for a protein of 914 amino acids. NCBI's taxonomy places the organism in Eukaryota, Metazoa, Mollusca, Bivalvia, Venerida, Veneridae. Gene Ontology annotation, molecular function: transmembrane signaling receptor activity; protein binding. Gene Ontology annotation, cellular component: membrane. The record is from RefSeq and is a predicted model, not a curated record. Gene Ontology annotation, biological process: immune response; toll-like receptor signaling pathway. The transcript has 2 exons.
UGAAACUGUUCCUUGAUUCGCAAGAGAUAACCAGCUCUAUUUUACUGCCAAACUAAAGUCCAGGUGUAUUUUAAGAUGCGGCUGUCUCAUUGUGUGAUUUGCGGGUGUGUGAUUUUUGUUCUUUUGAUCAUUUUAUAGAGGAUAGAUUAUACAUGUAAACAGAAUGGCUAAUAUAUAUAGCACUGCAGGUCUGUUCACAUUAUUGUGCUUCCAUCUGUUUUGGAAAAUAGCUGCUGCGUCAUAUGUCUACGAAGAAGACGUCUUUGACAAUUUUCAAAAAGACGUUGGCAUGGGUAAUGCUUAUACAAACCAUUACCCAUGCUCUUGGUUAACAAUUUGUGCAUGUGAGUCUUCUAAUGUGGAUUGUUCUAAAAGAGCUCUAGAAUAUAUACCAAAACAAAUACCAGAAUAUAUUAUCAGACUGGAUUUAAAAGACAAUAGAAUAACCGACAUUGCACCGCGUAUUUUUCAAAACAUGAGCAAUUUGAAGGCUCUUGAUUUGUCACAUAACAAUAUAACAAGGCUUCAUAUUGGAAGUUUUCAAGGUCUGGUUGCACUGGAAUACUUAUAUCUGAAUGGUAACAAAAUUAGAUAUACCAGUACUACCAUUCCGCUUGGAGUUUUUAAGCCAUUGACCAGCUUGAUACAUCUGAAUAUUCAACAGAGUUUGGACAUAUUUCAAAACAAUGAAAUAUACCCGUUGCACCAGCUUGCUGAAAUCCCGACAUUGGCUUUCCUAGAUAUGGACAUAUGGUUUACAAAAAUAUUUGACGACGAAAACUUUGCUAAAUUAAAGUCACUAAGCAUGUUUAAAAGUGAUGGUUAUACUGGACGAUGCAAUCUUAUUAACAUAAAACAAAAUGCUUUCAAAAAUAUCGAAAAUAUAACAUUUUUGGCACUUUCAAACUGCAAUGUAUCUUUUGUUGAAAAGAAUAGCUUUUCCGAAAUGACAAAACUGCAAAAUUUGGAUUUGUCAUCAAACACUGCGCUUGAGUUCAAAAGCCUUCCGAAUAUAACGUAUGGUAUUCGAUAUAGAAAUAUACGUAAGCUUAAACUGAAUCGUAUUCAUUCUGAAGUGGGAGACUGUACUAGACUAGAAGUAGAUCAUCUGAAAUAUAUGCAAAAAAUGAAAAUUAAAUAUUUCUACUUAGCUGGAAAUCGUUUAUCGUUUGUCAAUGAAGCAGCCAUUGAUCUUGUACCCAGGACAUUUGAAGGGUUAUAUCUAAGCAAUAAUAGACUUGCUUUCGGCAAGUACAUCUUAAAAGCUCUAAUCAAUGGAUUAUUCAGAAACAUGAGGUCCUUGAUUAUAUCCAAACAGGACACAUCCAUCGUUUUGCCCGAAAACUUCCCAUCGGUAGCAGAAAAUCAUUAUAAAUCACAAAAAUACGUCUCUGAAAAAUCACGAACAGUUUUAACUGAAAUCAAACGAAACAGAGCAACAACACCAAAAAAAGAGAUAACAAAAUAUGAUUCACUAAGUUUAGAUGCCAGAUCAAAGAAUAAUAGAGUAGCUGGAAAUGGACACUGUAGUAACUGCAACAACGUAAAGGCAAGAAAGAUUUCAUUGUCAAAUAAUUUCAUGUAUGCCGACUUAAGUGACCUUAAAAAUCGCCAACUGUUAAAUGAAGUUUGUUUCUGCGAACCAAAUAAUCUAAGAAAAUUAUACCUUCAAAAAAAUGUAUUAUGGAACAUUCAAGGUCCAAUGUACGGAUUAACAAAUUUGCGAGAGUUAAAUUUAGGCUGGAAUUCAUGCGAAAACAUUUCAAAAUUAGCUUUUCGUUUCAUGUCUAAUCUGUUAACUCUUUUGCUAGACAGAAACUUUUUAAACGUACCACUUAAUAGUGAUGAUAAUGGAGAAAUAUUUCUGCAUCUGAAGAAACUUGAAGUAUUGUCUCUUUCAGACAAUAAGUUGCGCUGUCUGCCUACCAAGAUAUUCAGAGGUUUGAGCAAUCUACGUUUCCUGAAUCUCUCUUAUAAUUUUCUAACUGACUUGGAUUUACACAUGUCACAAAUGAGAAACUUAAGUGUGUUAUCGCUUCAAAAUAAUCUUCUCGAAAAUAUAAACAAAGAUGUUAGGAUAUUCUUCAAUGAUCUGGCAGUUACCAAGAAUCUUACCAUCGACUUAUCCGGAAAUAAGUUCAAGUGCACAUGCAAUGACAUUGAACUUCUUGAUUGGUUCGCUACAACUCGUGUACGAUUCAUUAAUUUUCCAGCUUACACAUGUGAAUUUAAAAACGGAAGUACUGGUUAUAUAUCAAAAGCAGCUGUAAUAUCAGGUACAUUAAAAAAUGAAUGUGCUGAUUAUAAGUUACUGAUAAUUUUGUCAUUGGGCUCGUUCUUAGUAUUUCUGACAGUUAUUAUUUGCGGCGUUAUCUACAGAUAUCGUUGGAACCUCAGGUACAUCUACUAUUCAGCUAAAUCCAAAUGGAAUCGGAAUGGAUAUUCGCAAAUUGCAGAGACUGAUGUUGAAGUCCCAGAGUUCGAAUUUGAUGUGUUUCUGUCAUAUGCUGCAAAAGACGGUGCAUUUGUUAAAGAAUCGCUGUUCGAAGAACUUGAAGAAAAGCGAAACAUGAAGUUGCUGAUACACGAUCGAGAUUUUCGAGCUGGAGAAUUUGUUAAUGAUAACAUAAUGCAUGCCAUUAUCACAUCCAGAAAGACUUUAAUCAUUCUUCCGAAAGCAUUUCUACAGAGCCACUGGUGUCGAUUUGAAAUGCAUAUGGCUAGGCUUGAGUCUAUAAAGACAGGGAGAAAUGUACUUUGUGUAUUGAUGAAAGAAGACGUCCCAACGAACAAAUUGCCACUAGAAGUAAUUGACAUCAUCAGAAAUCGAACGUAUCUAGAAAUGCCUGAUGAGAUGCAUAGUGCAGAUGUUUUCUGGGAUAGACUCAGGGACGCGCUUAUGAAUUAGAAGGACGUUUAUUGCUAUGACAAAAUAGAUUUUUGCAAUAAAAUAGAUGUAUAUUAUUUCUUGUUCCAUUUUACAGAACUUAUUAAAGUGACUCGUUCAUAUAUGUUGGAGGUAUUUUCAAGUUUAUACAUUUAGGAGACUUUUUCUCUCUCAAAAACCCAUAAAAUGUUGGUACUGUGAUAAUGACCAGUGGCACACAUUGACAUUUAAGUUUUGCAAGAUAUCCUAAUAGAUAACCAAAUAUAUUGUUUGAAAUAAUGGAGAAAAUCAACAUUCUCCCUGUUUUUACCAAUAUCUAACAUGUAUUUUCAUUCACGUUAUCAUUUUCAAUGUCAUAUAUACAUUCUACGCAAUCCUUUGUGGAAGUGAACAUGUUAAAAAAUUCCACCCAAACUGUCGGCGAGUACCUUUAAAGAAACAAAUAUAAAUUGCUUUAUCAAACACAGACAUACAAUAAAAGAGGAAAAAUUGACGUAUAUAGUAGCGCAAAAUUCAGUGACAAUUCGGGAAUAUUGAAAUAAAUGUCUUUGUUAAACCACAGGAAGAAUUAUAUAAACAAACUAAUGUAUGCAUUUGUGAGCUACUUUUUCGUUAUAAUACCUGAGCUUCUUCAAAAAGGCUACAGUUCGUAUAAAUUACGUAAAUACUUUGCUAAAGUUUUCAAUCGUAAUUAAGAUUUGGUUUUAAAAAUAUAACAGUAUAGUAAUUUAAAGAUUAUUCUGCCAGACGGUAUAUCAAAACGCGGAUUUUCUGGGGGAUGUAGUUUACAAACUUCGUAAGAUUUUAGCCAUGGCAAUUUUCCAAUAAUAUCUAGUAAAGUUAUGAAACGUUUUAAUAUCAGUACCCAAUUGUUAUGAGACACACUGCAUGUUUGGUGUUCAGCACAUUUCCAGUUGGACGCUACGCUUUCCUCUUUGAUUGGGCCUGUCGAAACAGGUAGAGGACUCUAUGAUGGGUAGUUCUCAAAUCACAUCGGGACUGAGCUAUUAUGAUUUCUGUCCUUUUGGGCUAUUUCGUCGGGCCUUUAUGGGUGUUCCCUUGUUAUUCUGUCUUCUGCAAAGGCACUGAGUACAUUCGUUUUAGGUUCUUAAGGCUUGCUUUUUAUAUAAAUGUACAAAGGCUUUUUGUGUUUUACAUAACAUGCCUUCUGUUGCAAUUGUGUAUGUUACGGUUUCACCUGGCGGAGAUAACUUUAUUUACACUGUGCUGUGACUUUAGAACAUGAUUUGGGUAAGAGUUAGGUUAGGUACAAGUAUACCGGCUUAAGCUCCCCAGUGGUGGUUUUGCCGCUGACCGUUCCAAGGCGGUGCCCCAAUGUGUUCCUUAGUUGUCCGUUUUGUCUUAGUGUGUUUGUUUUGAGAGAGUGUGUGUGUUGGUCGUGUGCGAGUCCGCGAGCUAGGUUAACGUUCUGGGAGGCUGCGUUUUUAGAACGUGGCUUUCCUUGGUCGAUAUUUAUCCUUUUUAUGAGGAAAGAUAGUAAGUUUUUUAUACUAAGUUUUUUAUAUACAUUUCCUGUUGAUAUUUUAAGAAAAUAUAGUGAUUUGAAUUGUAUAUUUGCUUAUUAGACUAUAUAUCUGUAUAUAGAAUUUUAGUCAGACUGAUUAUUUCUUAAAUGUGGUAAUAAAUGUAAAUGUCAAAUUUUAAAAUGUCUCUUACAUGCAAAAUAGUCUGUUUCAUAUUACUUUAUACUGUAUAUUGAACAUAUAUCUGUUCUUUUACUUGCAUUAUGUGUAAAUGUACAUGGGUGAUUAUUAAUUAAAUUGAGUUCAAUUC